Messenger RNA from Sorex fumeus (smoky shrew), 930 nucleotides. Its product is annotated as olfactory receptor 10X1. The coding region runs from base 1 to 930 and encodes 309 amino acids. Gene Ontology annotation, biological process: G protein-coupled receptor signaling pathway. Gene Ontology annotation, cellular component: membrane. The transcript has a single exon. Gene Ontology annotation, molecular function: G protein-coupled receptor activity; olfactory receptor activity. NCBI's taxonomy places the organism in Eukaryota, Metazoa, Chordata, Mammalia, Eulipotyphla, Soricidae. The record is from RefSeq and is a predicted model, not a curated record.
AUGAAGACCAACCAGACUGUCCUGAUGGAAUUCAUCCUGGUGGGAUUUUCCCUUUACCCCCAAGUGCAGACCUUCUUCUUUGUGAUCUUCUUUGGCCUCUACCUGCUCACCCUUACAGGUAACCUGGCCAUCAUGGGUCUCACAUGGGCCGACAGAUAUCUUCACAUCCCCAUGUACCUUUUCCUCAGUGCACUCUCCUUCUCUGAGACUUGCUACACUGCAGCCAUCAUCCCCAGGAUGCUGACCGACCUGCUCACCAGAAGCAGGAGGAUUUCAUUCGCUGGGUGUGGCCUACAGAUGCUCUUCUUCUUGGGACUUGGUGGUACCAAUUGCAUUAUCCUCACUCUGAUGGGAUAUGAUCGCUUCUUGGCAAUUUGCAAUCCCCUCAGAUAUCCACUCUUAAUGACCAACGUGGUCUGUGGGCGACUGGUAGCCUUUGCCUGGGUUGGUGGCUUCUUGAUCUCUCUAGUAGAGACCACGCUGAUCUUCCAGGGCUCCUUCUGUGGCCCCAACCAUAUCCAGCAUUUCUUCUGUCAUAUGCGAGCUCUAGUGAAGCUGUCCUGUGUUGACAGUGACCGCACUGCAAUUGUAGUGACUGUGAUCUCUGUGUCUGGUCUGCUGGGCACCUUUUUACUUAUCAUCCUCACUUAUGUUUUCAUUCUUUCCACUGUCCUCAGGAUCCCCUCCACUGAGGGCAAACAGAAGGCAUUUUCCACCUGUGCAUCCCACCUCACAGUGGUUCUUAUUCACUUUGGCUUCGCAUCCAUUGUCUACCUAAAGCCAGAAGCCUCUGGGGGUGAAGAUAUCUUCACUGCGAUCCCCUACACGGUCAUCACUCCUUUCCUCAGCCCCCUCAUCUUCAGUCUUAGAAACAAAGACAUGAAGAAUGCUUUAAGAAAGGUGCUUGGGAAGUCGGAUUGGGUUCCUUGA